Messenger RNA from Dermacentor silvarum, 2013 nucleotides. It is a transcript of the gene Aven, whose product is annotated as cell death regulator Aven. NCBI's taxonomy places the organism in Eukaryota, Metazoa, Arthropoda, Arachnida, Ixodida, Ixodidae. The record is from RefSeq and is a predicted model, not a curated record. The coding region runs from base 94 to 1137 and encodes 347 amino acids. The transcript is spliced from 6 exons. Gene Ontology annotation, biological process: negative regulation of G2/M transition of mitotic cell cycle.
GAUGGCAGCGCCCAUAAAACUUAGCUGACGACGUGAUCGCAGACACAACGGAGCGAAGACUGUCAACGACAGCUGGUAAAACUAGAAAUCGCGAUGGGUCCGAAAGGAAAAGAGAAAAGAAAAGAAGCUAAAAGACAGAAGUGGAAGCCUCUGGACGCUGAAACGAAACAGUCAACAGAGGAAACGGAACCUAAAUCCGGUGGAGAUGCUACGUCCAACCCAACGGAGAGCAAAAGUUCAUCCGUAGCGACUACGGCUCCUACACCGAUAGAACCCACGUGUGACCCCCAGUUUAGGAAGAGGGGACUCACCAGCAAUUGGAGUCGCUACGACGAGCCCGUCGAAGUUGAAACCGAGUAUAACAGAAAGCGCGGCGAGGACUUUGACCUCUUACUGAGCGCAUCAGCUGGAGCGAGUGCGCACUUUCGUUUCAAGGAACAACAGGACUGGCAAGAUGAGCCAGCCGAGCUCAGCGAGUUUCUCUCCAUUGACUGCGACACAAUCGUUGAGGCACUGCAAACAAUUCCUGUGCACGAGCGGCUUGGCCUUCCCGAGGACAUUUUCCCGGCCAACGUUAUACAGGAGUUCAAAAACGAGGCAGCUGCCUGCAAAGAAAAGUACGAGGCAUUCCUUCGGACGGGAAAGCGGCAGACCAAGACUGUGCCAGAUGUUGGGGAGUCGUUGAAGAACUCUUUGCAAGCAGCCAUAAUUGCAGCGGUCAAGCCAAAGUCGAAGCCAACAAAAGAGGACGAUGAUUUGGAGGAGUUGCUCGACCUUUCCCUCAAGUCGCCUCGAUCGGAUGACUCGGGGAAGGGCAAGAAGAAAGGAGAGGAUGAGAGAAACCUGGAGUUUUUGCUUUCGCUCACAGAACAAGACAAUGAAAAAGAUGUGGUACCUGCAGCUGAAGAGACGGCCACAACCAUUCUUGAACCUAAACUCAAAGCCGCAGAAGAGGCAGUCAAGCCGGCACCUCUUAAGACUUCUUCACAACCAGGGCUGCACAACUCAAAACCUGCGAGGCCCAAAAUCAACAACUCUGUGAGCCACAUGGUCCACACUUUAGUGGCAAGCACUGCAUCUUUUGCUUGCGGAAAGCCAUUUUGUUUGGUGUCAUUCAUCGUUGUCUUCAAUCAAUAAGUCUUGUAAUGUCAUGUCGGUAUCUGAAAACCGAAGGCAACUCUCGUUCAGUCAUCAAAGAAAAUGUUUGCUCACAGAUGUAGGCCCAUCUCAAGGUAGAUGCCGUUUCAAGGCAUCGUUAGCUAUAUGUCUCCAUAUUUGCAUAGGUUUCUAGAAAACCGAAGGAGGGGCUGCUCCCUCUGCACUGUUUUUAGCACCGGUGAACUCUGCAGGUCAAUGCAGCUCUAGCUGCACCGUAUAGGUAGUCUAAGCUCAGACUGCUAAAUAUUCGUUUUUGGUGCAGAGUUAGAUUUGUACAACUUUGUGCUUCAAUUUGUUUUUUGUAGUUGCCAAUAUUCACCAAUUUUCAUAAAAUAUUACAGGCUCUAAAUCAAAAUACUGUUCCUAUAGUUGGUAGAAUUCAGCUUUCUCACUUAAAUGCAACACAUUUCAUUUGAAUUGUUUGAGCAGCUGUCUAUUUUUUUGAAAGCAUUUGUGCCAUUCCCCAUUCACUACUACUAUAUCAACGUAAAUCCAAAUGCGAAUGUAUAGAAAAUGACUAGAAUGCAUUGUCGCAUUUCAAGUUUGUCUGCAUUUGUAACCCUGGCUCAACCGAGGCUUUGAAACGUCCAUUUGGUGCUGUACAAUGCUUAUGAACUAGCUUCAUGGGGACUGCACCAUUAUACUGUGUAAUUAGGUGUAACGGGCAUUCUGAACAGUUCUUUUAUGUUUGCGUUUCAAUUUAUGCUGAUGGUAGUUUAAUGGAAACGUGAAAGUUGCGCUCAAAGUACACUUCAUACUACGUUGCAUACAAGGGCCUGUCAGUGCUGUAGGCUAUGAUAAUCGAGUGGCAAGUGUUUUACUAAACUCUACUCUCACAAGCUUUUCUCAAUCCCU